AUGUUUAAUGUUGGCGCUGCCCAUAUACACAGCGCUGCAGAACACUAUCAUACGGGCAAAGUGCCCUCUGCCAGCUCGGCACACAGAGCAGACAUUUACACAGCGCUGCAGAACACUAUCAUACGGGCAAAGUACCCUGUGCCAGCUCAGCAGACAGAGCAGAAAUGUUUAAUGUUGGCGCUGCCCAUAUACGCAGCGCUGCAGAACACUAUCAUGUGGACAAAGUACCCUGUGCCAGCUCAGCACACAGAGCAGAAAUGUUUAAUGUUGGCACUGCCCAUAUACACAGCGCUGCAGAACACUAUCAUACGGGCAAAGUACCCUGUGCCAGCUCAGCACACAGAGCAGACAUGUUUAAUGUUGCGCUAUUGUGCCAAUGUUUGA
Molecule: messenger RNA, 384 nt
Organism: Pelobates cultripes (western spadefoot toad)
Lineage: Eukaryota; Metazoa; Chordata; Amphibia; Anura; Pelobatidae
Source: the annotation of a GenBank genome assembly